This is a messenger RNA of Babesia bovis T2Bo, 1263 nucleotides long. RefSeq names its product Diacylglycerol kinase accessory domain family protein. The record is from RefSeq and is a predicted model, not a curated record. Bases 30 to 1202 code for a protein of 390 amino acids. The transcript is spliced from 4 exons. Gene Ontology annotation, molecular function: ATP-dependent diacylglycerol kinase activity. NCBI's taxonomy places the organism in Eukaryota, Apicomplexa, Aconoidasida, Piroplasmida, Babesiidae.
CAGUCAGCAUUCCCGCUUAAAAUGUAGCGAUGGAAUAUAUAUAUUUUUUCGUUAACCCGAGCAGCGGGGGACAGAAGGCGGCUACUUUUUUUGAGCCGAAUGUGAACGAACUCCAUUUUACUAAGCCAGUUCCUUCUGUUGUAUAUAUAUAUUCAAUUACUGACGGUCCUAGUGGUCACAAGCCUGGUUUCGAGCAUCUUCGUGAUUGUAUAGCUGCUCGUACUGAAGAUGACCAUUUCAAAGUGGUUAUUUGUGGCGGUGACGGUAGUGUCAUGUGGAUGAUUGAAGAGAUGGAUGCUCAUGGAAUUGAUUGUAAUUCGGUUGUUUUUUCCAUUGUACCUUACGGUACUGGGAAUGACUUUGCCCGUGCUGUACACUGGGACAACUUUACUGGUUUGAAUCCAUUUGACAACAACAUGUUACGUCGUGUCAUUGAGCGUUUGUUCAAUUCCACUGAGGUACUUCACGACUUUUGGAAAGUGGUUUUAACCGUUGAGCCCGAGGGUUCCUUUAACAGGAUAAAUCAAAAGAGUCGUCAGAAGGAGACUGUAGUUGACGAAUCGGGUAGUGACGCCCUGCGUAUGGAGUUUGUUAUGGGUAACUACUUUAGCAUUGGCGUGGAUGCUCGUAUUGGUCGUGGCUUCGAUCGUCUUAGAUCUCAGUCCAGCUUGGUGAACAAGUUAAUUUACUUAUGGCAGGGCACGAAGAAUACCUUCAGGCGCAGCAUUCGUGUUGACAAGCAGAUUGAUAAGAUGUUAUCUGGUGAAUCUUACAGCAAGACGGUUUUUACAACUGAGAUGGGCAAUUUAUCUAACCCUGUUUUACCCCGUAGCAGUGCCCUCAUUGCUCUGAAUAUACCGAGUUACUCUGCUGGUAUUGACCCUUUUGCUAGGUCAUGUCGCGUUGGUUUGGAAAACUUAACCGACGCCGAGUGUUCUGAGUUGACACACUUUUCGCAGAAGAUGGGUGACCACCGUCUGGAAUUUUUGGCUUAUCGUAAAGUAUAUCACAUAGCUGCAGAUUUUUGCGGUACUUCACUUGCUCGCAGGGUCCAUGCAAGUGGCGGUCCUUGGAAGAUAGUUUUUAAAGAGCUACACCCUAGUGAGAAGGUAUACUUCCAGAUAGACGGGGAGUUUUACGUAAUGCUACAGCCCAAGGAUGUGGAGAUAUCCCAUUCGCGUACAAUUCGUAUAUUGAAGUGAGCCUUUAUACUCGGUCUGUGCAUUAACCGUGUGUUGUUAUGCAAAAUACUUAAAUGACACA